UCAUAAGCAUACAAGGAGACACAUGCUCACCGGCUCUCACCGUGGAGGUAGUGCCUGUUCCCUCCGCCGGCCCUACAUCCACCUACAACUUUGAUACCAUUUAUCCAUCCCUGGAAGUCCUGUUCAAACAUUGACAAAUAUUGGCCUUCAUCAACAGAAUAAAAGGCCAGGCUUGGGGAACAGAGGCCCUGCCUUGGGGUGACAGUAUAAGACGGAUGCUCCGCGUGUGAGUUAGUUGUAAGACUGGUAUCAAUUUCUUCUCCAAACACGGAUAUAUUUAUUUUACAUUCUUGGAUAAUAUUUACCACACAGAGUUCAGACCUGAUAACACCAAAGAUACAAUCCUAUGUACUAGGAGGAGGAGUGGAACAUUGACAUGACUUAGCCGGCAGCCUGGAGUGACAUCCCCACCAUGUUAACCUGCCCGAUGUAGACAAUGCGUGCUGCAGGCAGAGCAACCCAAGCAGAACCAGUGCUAAUUUGCUAACAGAGGAAGCAUUAUUACAAUUCUGCCAAUGCCUGACUUUUUACACCUGAAGUAAAUAAUUCCAGAACCUGCUCAUUAUAGGUUUCUGUCAUAAAACACCAAUUAUUUGCCUGUAAGUCUAAAGAAGCCUAAUUACAGGUACUUGGGGAAUAUCAUCCCACAAACUUACAGCAGCCUUCCCAUAACCGAGCCAGCACCUCCGUCUGUAGUAGAUCAUUUGUAUAAUGUGAUCCUCCAGUUAUUGUGUUCUGACAAAUGGAUUCAGGUAGAGUGUAUUAUCAUUAUUGAUGUGACAAGCGAGAGGAGACUGAAUCAGAGAUUUCCAUUGAUACUACAGAAGUGAUUACCUGUUGAAAUCUGUGACGAUGGGACUGUGAUAAAAUGUGUCAUCGUGUGUGGGUACUGUGGCUGUAAUCGUGUGUCAGACAUAGAGGAUGAGGAUUCGUACUGGAGGAUGAUUCGCCAAUAUGAGAGUGUUACUUUGGAUUUUAACGGUGUAUAUCUGUCGAGUACAAGUUACACAGAACACUCUCAGCAGUGAUGAUCCUCUUGUACUGAACUUUACAGAGAAAGGUCCCCCAGGGAAGAGAUUGCACGGGAUAGAGCCGCUUGGGUUUUAUGUUAAGAAGGGGAAGGUUGACGGAGCAGUAGACAGACCACAAGAUAAGGCAGCUAACUGCGAUCACAAAUUCUCCUUCAAAAUGCAACAGAAGGGUACAUUCAUGUCCCCAGGCUUCCCCAACAAGUAUCCACAGGAAGUCGAGUGCAGCUACUUCUUCCAUGCUACUCCAGAAGGCCGCAUCAAAAUCAGCUUUGACUACUUCAACCUGGAGGUGCGUUCAGAUAAGGGGUGCCAGUUUGACUACAUAGAGAUCCACUAUGUGAAUGAUGAGGGCUUCAAGUCAGAAGUGGGUCGCUUCUGUGGCACUGACACACCUGAAGAAUUUGUGUCAUUACAACCCAAAAUGGAAAUUGUCUUCAAGUCGGACUCCACCAAGGAGCAAAAUGGCUUCAUAGCUCACUAUGAGUUUCUGGGCGACAACUGGCAACCCUUCGGCCCCUCCACUAUAGGGUGUGGUCCCGGGUACCUAACAGGCAGUGGCGGGCUGAUCAUAUCACCAAACUAUCCCGCACUCUUUCCGACCUUAAGCCGGUGUUCAUGGAUCAUCAAGGUCAAAGACACACAGAAGAUCCUGCUCCAGAUUGUUGACAUGGAAAUCUCCAGCAGUACUCACCCCUUUAGUUCCUGUACAGAUGCAUUCCUCCUGUUCUUCAAUGGUUUUGCCAUCCCUGGAAUGUACCCUGAGGAACGAUUUUGCGACAGCCUGGACAAUGUCCCAGUGGUUAAACGAGAGUUCCUUUCCACCUCUUCCAGAGUCGUUAUCAGGUUUGAGUCGGGACCUUCCAGCUCUGCUAGGAAGACAGGAUUUAAGUUGGUUUGGACAGCAGUAUCCCUAGUGAAGCCAGCAGGUGACUGCCACGGAUUUAUGUGCUCUGGGAAUGAUAAGUGUUCUGACCGGUCCUCCUGUAGGAAGUACUGUAUAGACCAGUCGCUGAGGUGUGACGGCAACCCCAACUGUGGCGAGGUGGACACCAGUGAUGAAGACAAGUGCCUCAGUCGCGUGUUGUGGAUCACUAUGUAUGCUGUCUUGCCCUGUAUCCUCAUAAUUGCAUCUAUAGCUUUGAUUGUCUACUGCUACAAACGCCAACGCCGGAAGAAAUUAUACAUUGAGAAGAAAGAGGCUCAGAGGAAUGAACAAACCCACUGGGUUUCACCACAUAUACGAAGUUUGGAGCAGAGUCCAAACCCAGGCCGCUCUACUACCAUGUUAACUACAUCUUUUGUAUCCUCCAAACCUUUUACAGACAUAGAUUAUAAAGACAAUCCUGUUAUCAAAGAAAAUGUUGAAAAUUCAAAUAAAAGUGAUAAUUUAUCAAAUACUGUUAGCUCUGUGGAAAAUACACCAAAAAAGGUAGUCAAUAAUAAAAAAGGCCCUGAGAUUGAAGAGAAUGAAAUUGUUGUGCCCUCAAUUGACAAUAAAAAGGGUUAUAAUAAUGAAGAACCUCAUGUUCAGUUUGAAAUGGAUACAAUUCCAAACUUUAGGACACACCAAAAACGGUCAUCAUACCAUCUUAUGCAAGAACUGAAUUUAGGGGAGAGUGAGAUUAUGAUAGCUAAGAUUUGACAGCUAUUACACAGUUUGUUUUGUUACAGUAAAACCCUUCUGUUACCUGGUGGUCACUUGACCAUACAGGUACUAAUUACUUAUAUACACAAUGUUAUAGGAUAUAAUGUAUCAGUUUGUCUGCAUCAUGUUCCAUUGCGUUUAUUGGUAUAUAUAUGAGGUAACUCAUUAUACUUGUCCAUUCUUCAUUUAUCAGUUUAUAGAUUUUAUAUGUGAUACAUGUACAAUAUAUUCCCGAAUCAUUUCUUACCUUGGAUCAAUAAAACCUGUUUCUUACUGCGAGAUAAAGAAUGUGAAAUAAUAAGGUAAUGUGAUAAACUGUCUUGCCUGGAUGUUCAAAGUCAAAAGGUUUUGUUCAGGUAUCCAUCUGUAUACUUUCAUACACAGGAAAGUUUAUAUACACAGGCUGAUUGGGCCACUUGACUUAGCUUACUGUUACCUGGUAACUACAGGCUGAAUGGGCCACUAAUAUUAGCUUACUGUUACCUGGUAACUACAGGCUGAAUGGGCCACUGGACUUACCUUACUGUUACCUGGUAACUACAGGCUGAUUGGGCCACUUGACUAAGGUUACUGUUACCUGGUAACUACAGGCUGAAUGGGCCACUGGACUUAGCUUACUGUUACCUGUUAACUACAGGCUGAUUGGGCCACUGGACUAAGCUUACUGUUACCUGGUAACUACAGGCUGAAUGGGCCACUGGACUUAGCUUACUGUUACCUGUUAACUACAGGCUGAUUGGGCCACUGGACUAAGCUUACUGUUACCCGGUAACUACAGGCUGAUUGGGCCACUGGACUUAGCUUACUGUUACCUGUUAACUACAGGCUGAUUGGGCCACUGGACUAAGCUUACUGUUACCUGAUAACUACAGGCUGAUGGGCCACUGGACUAAGCUUACUGUUACCCGGUUACUACAGGCUGAUUGGGCCACUGGACUUAGCUAACUGUAGCCUGGUAACUUUAGGCUGAAUGGGCCAUUGGACUAAGCUUACUGUUACCUGGUAACUACAGGCUGAAUGGGCCUCUGGACUAAGCUUAGUUACCUGGUAACUACAGGCUGAAUGGGCCUCGGGACUAAGCUUACAGUUACCUGGUAACUACAGGCUGAAUGGGCCACUGGACUAAUAGCCUACUGUUACCUGGUAACUAUAGACUGAAUGGGCCAUUGGAUUAAGCUUACUGUUACUUGGUAACUACAGCCUGAAUGGGCCACUGGACUUACCUUACUGUUAUCCGGUAACUACAGGCUGAAUGGGCCAUUGGACUAAGCUUACUGUUACCUGGUAACUACAGGCUGAAUGGGCCACUGGACUAAUAGCCUACUGUUACCUGGUAACUGUACA
Molecule: messenger RNA, 4020 nt
Organism: Mizuhopecten yessoensis (Yesso scallop)
Lineage: Eukaryota; Metazoa; Mollusca; Bivalvia; Pectinida; Pectinidae
Product: tolloid-like protein 1
Exons: 11
Coding region: 955-2673 (572 amino acids)
Cellular component (GO): plasma membrane
Molecular function (GO): protein binding
Source: RefSeq, a predicted model, not a curated record